AUGCGCACCAUCGAUAUCAUCAAGGAGUUUAAACGUGUUGGCCGAAUUAGCGAAUAUGACACGCAGGAAAAGGCUCGGCUCAAGGGAGGCUUGUUGCUGGGGGACAUGCUCGAUCGCUUCCGGAACAUUUCGGUCGGGACCAGCACAGCAGUUCGUAAAAUGCACCUCUAUUCAGCACAUGAUGCGACAAUCACUGCCCUGCUGUACGCGCUGAAUCUCGGCGAUGGCUUAUUGGUACCGUAUGCCGCGUGCCUGUUCAUGGAACUUUAUCGAGCAGGCAAUGAUGAGGCAGUGGUGAAGACGGAUAGAAAAGCUGAAAUUUCGAGUGAAGAAACUGUUGAAUUCAUGGAAACUCAAAAAUUUUUGCAGAUUUUCUACAAGAAUGAAACGGAAAGUGUUCACGAGCUUUCAGUGCCUGAAUGCACCGAGCCGUGCACGCUGGAUCAGUUGAUUAACCUAACGGAAAAAACAACGGUGCAUACACUGAAGGAACUUAAUCAGGUAACACAUAGAUUGAUAAGUGCAACUUAUCAAUGA
Messenger RNA from Gongylonema pulchrum, 537 nucleotides. The record is from the annotation of a GenBank genome assembly. NCBI's taxonomy places the organism in Eukaryota, Metazoa, Nematoda, Chromadorea, Rhabditida, Gongylonematidae.